AUGGCUUCAGUUGAGGAGCUCCGAUUAGCUGGACUGUUUUGCGAUGCGGUUCUUAAAGUUCAAGACUUUGAAUUUCCAGUUCACAAAAUCAUUAUGUGUGAAUGUUCUCCAUACUUCGAAGCUCUUUUCCUUCGGUGGUCCAGCCCAAGCCAGAGGGUUUAUAACAUACCUGGCGUCGCUCCUGUGAUGAUGGAGCGUAUCAUUAAGUUUGCAUACACAGGCUCUGUUCCUGUGGCGCUGGACAACGUGCUGGGCCUCAUGGUCGUGGCUGAUCAGUUUGAAGUAAGGGAGAUUGUACAAACCUGCAGCCAUGUCCUGGAGGAACAACUCUGCCCAGAGAAUUGCAUAAGCAUUUGGCAAUUCACAAGAACCUUCUCUUUCUCCGAGCUCCAUUCUAAAGUCCACCACUACAUCCUGGAUCGCUUUGAGGAAGUGGUUUCCAGUGAGCAGCUGCUGCAGCUCGGUGUCCAUGAAUUUGCUCAUUUCCUUGACAGAGAUGACCUUAUUUUAAGGACAGAGAGAAUUGUGUAUGAGGGUAUUAUGAAGUGGAUCGCCAAUGACCCAAAUCAACGAAAAGAACACCUCUGCUAUCUGAUGUCAAAGAUUCGGCUCUGUCUGAUGGGUUUACCUGACAUCAUGAUGAAUGUGCUGUCAAACGAUCUGGUGAAGAGCGACUCUCGGUGCCUGGCCAUGGUCACCAAAGCCUCCAGAAUCCUGCGUUACCUCAUCAAAAACUAUGGUGAUGAUAUCGUCUCCAACCCCUUUGCUCGCCCGCGCCUACCAAAUGCCAUUCUGUUGGCCAUUGGAGGCUUUCGCGAAGGGCAUCCCAUCAAUAGCAUCGAGGCAUAUGACAUCCGGGCCAACCGUUGGUCUAAGUUGACAGCCCCUGCAGAACCUCCUCGUAGGUCCCACGGCACCGCCUUCCUGAAUGGAUACAUCUAUUACAUUGGUGGCUACAACAGAGACGAGAUUUUCAACAGUGUGCGCAGGUUUAAUCCCACCAUGAACGUUUUUGAAGAGGUAGCACCGAUGCAUUCGCCCCGCACCCACGUCAGCGUGACUGUGCUGAAUGGGCUCAUCUUUGCCCUGGGAGGCUUUGAUGGGGAGUGGCGUCUCAGAUCUGCAGAGCACUAUCAGCCCGAGAGCAACCAGUGGACCCUCAUAGCACCCAUGAGCGAAAGGAGGAGUGACGCAAGUAGCACAGUCCUCCACGAGAAGAUUUAUGUUUUUGGAGGAUUUACUGGGUGGAUGGUCCUGCGAAGCGCUGAGUGCUACAACCCACAAACCAACCAGUGGACAAGGAUUUCUAACAUGAUUAGUCACCGCAGUGGAGUUGCAGCUGUUGCUUAUAAGAAUCUCGCCUAUGUGGUCGGUGGCUAUGAUGGCGUCAGCCGUCUGGCCAGUGCUGAGGUCUAUGAUCCGUUGACCAACACCUGGCGCAUGCUGCCCUCCAUGAGGAGCAGUCGCAGCAACCUUGGCAUCGAAGUGCUUGAUGAUCGCAUCUUUGUUGUUGGGGGCUUCGACGGCUUUUGCACCAUCCGUUUUGUGGAGUGCUUUGACCCGACGUUGAAUCUGUGGUCUGAUGUCCACGACUUGCAUGUCUCACGCCACACAGUGAGCUGCUGUGUGAUUUACGGACUCCCCAACAUGGAUUUCUACACCUUCAAUCGAGACAGUCUGCCAUUUAUUCAGGCAGACCAAGAGAUGGAGGAGGACGAUCAGGAGGAGGAGGAGGGUUAUUUCCGAGCGGUGGGGGCGCUGCUGGAGCUGCUGAAGACGACAGAGGACCCAUGA
Salarias fasciatus (jewelled blenny) is the source of this 1794-nucleotide messenger RNA. Its product is annotated as kelch-like protein 10. Gene Ontology annotation, molecular function: protein binding. The coding region runs from base 1 to 1794 and encodes 597 amino acids. The transcript has 6 exons. Lineage: Eukaryota; Metazoa; Chordata; Actinopteri; Blenniiformes; Blenniidae. The record is from RefSeq and is a predicted model, not a curated record.